ACUGCUACAGACAAUAUGGCAUCGAUCUAUCACAUGUGAGGCAGUUUGUAAACAAUGGUAGAGGAGGAGGACUGUGGUAGGGUGGUCUCUCGGAGGUCAGUUCACACACGAACGGCGAGAAUGAAUGGAGACAUAUCUUCACCUAUGAGUGAGGUGAACAAGUCAAAUGCCAAUGGGGAGGACCAGGUCCUACACAAUAUGUACCUCCGGGAAAAACUUAAAGACUUACAAAAAUCGUUGGAGAACGAGCUGGGGAAUAUCAUUGAAAAGCGCUUACAAGAUUUUGAGGAGGAGAACCUGCCAGUAUCAGAAUGUUUGGCCAGAAACACUAUGGCAUCGUUUGCAUCUGCAUUCCCACAAUCUCACACCAGAUGCAAAGAGGCAAAAAAGCCGGGUGAACUUCCUAGCCGUUUAUAUAUUGCUCGUCCUUCGUUGUUGAAGGAGCUACUGACUGUCAACCACAUGGAGAGUAUUUAUAACAUCUUUGUUGCCAUUUUAGUCCUUCUGUUCUUCAACAAAGUCUUGGAGGAAAUCAUUCAUUCUGGAAGCCCAAAUUUAGAUCUCUCCCUCAUAAUCUGGGCAUUUGGUGAACUAGACCGUGUAAUUGUCAUAUGGGUUUGCAUGUUCACAUGCACGUCAGUCCUGGUCUACAUGAGCUUCCACCAUUGGGCACACUUCAGACAUAAUAUGCCAAUUGUAUAUGAUGUAGUUGGAGGGAUGCUGUACAUCGUUUACCUGUGCCUCUUCCUCUACCUGCCCUUGCAAAGUCUUCUCAACAAUGACCUUCCUCCUGCCUCGUCUUUCAUUAUACUGUGUGAACAGGUUAGAAUGUUCAUGAAGACUUGGGCGUUUGUAAGAAGUAAUCUUAAUCGUGCAAUCCAAUUCAAAAAAGACGAUGAUGAUGUUCAGGGGAAAAGCGUUUGUCCUGAUUUUUCGUACUAUCUGUAUUUCCUCUUUGCACCAACAUUGGUUUAUAGAGAUGAAUAUCCAAGAAACCAAACUUGUGACUGGCAGAAAGUGAUUAAUGACUUAGGUCAGGUUAUUGGUUGCUUGUUUUAUACUCACUUUCUGUUUGUGCGAUUUUGUGUACCUGUCUUCCAGAAGUUUGGCCAGGAGUCUUUCAAUACGACAAAUCUCAUGGUGGCUGUGUUCUCCUGCAUGUUCCCGGGAUCUCUCGUUCUCCUCUGCGGGUUCUUUUCCAUCCUUCAUGCCUGGCUGAAUGCUUUUGCCGAGAUGAUGCGUUUUGCUGACAGAAUGUUCUAUAAGGACUGGUGGAACUCAACAUCAUAUGCUCGAUUUUACCGCACCUGGAACUGUGUAGUGCACGAUUGGCUGUAUGAGUAUGUAUAUAGGGAUAUCGUUGCAUUGCAGAGAAAGCAUGGUGAAGGUUGUGCACGGCUUCGGUGUUUCCCAAUGCUGGUGGUCUUUUUCAUAUCAUCGGUGGUGCAUGAAUACAUCUUGGCCUUUGCAUUUAGGUUUUUUUUUCCUGUCCUUCUCAUCAUGUUUGGAGGCUUUGGAGUUGCCUUUAUGUUUGUAAACAGUAAGGCUCGUCAAUUCAACAUCUUCCUCUGGGUUACUCUUAUAUUUGGCACUGGCAUUUUAAUGUGCUUGUACAGCAUGGAGUGGUAUGCCCGUAUCAAUUGUCCACCUGUUUAUGAGGGCUUUCUUGACUAUCUUGUACCACGAAGCUUAGCUUGUGAAUUUUCAUCCGUUGAAUAGGAAACAGUAUAAUUAUUUUGCAUUAAAAUUAAUUGCAAUGUGUUAGUUAAAAUUUCCUGAAUAGACCCAAUCAGGUAGUGUCACAAGUUUGUAUGAUAUGCAGCUGUACAAGUGUAUAGCUGCAUAUAUUAUAUUUUGUAUAACCUUUUAUCCAAACUAAUCCUAAAUAAAUAUUUUUUUAAAGCAUGAAAGAAUUUGUAAAACUUAAGUAUGUGGUAUUUUGGUACUGUAUUACCAAAAUUUGCAAUUAAAUGUUAACAUAAAUACCUUUAUAUGUCAAGCAAAAGCAUUGAUGUAUAGACUCCAAAACUGAGACAUUCUAAAGCAGUUUUGUUUUCAUUAAAUAAUAUAGAAAACGUAGUGAAUCUAAAAUGAAAUAAGAUCUUCACUACUUUCAAAGUGACCUUAUUAAUGCAAACUACAUAUUUUUAUGUCAGCAGUAAGAAAAUGCAUUUAAAUUACAGUACGUAUUUAUGUAUAUACAGUAGUAUAUAAACCUUAAAAAAUAUUCUGCCGAUAGUCUUCCUUCUUUCCAAUCGGACAGAAUUUAUUAUAAAUUUCUAUUUUGUACUCUAUGUGACUUUGAAUUUUGUGUGUGCAACAUUAUAUGUUCAGUAUCACCCAUGCACCAAUAUGCUCACCAGCAUCAGUUCGUUGUGAAAUGUGAAGUUACAUCUUGUACUGUAAUGUGGAAAGCGUUAUUUAUGGUGAUAUGGUGUCGAGACAUUUUCUUUAAGAUUCUCUUUUGAUGUGCCUCGCGUAAUAAAUUAGGCAAUGUUGUUUGCAAUUCAAUGAUGAAAGGCUUUUUAAUGUGCAUAUUUGGGCUAAAUGACAUCAUAUAAUACUUUAUGCAAUUGGCUCAGAAAACUCUAACUUUAAAGUGGAAGUAAAUGUUUGAAAACACUAGCAAAACAUUUUACUGAGACUUCUUGGUUAUUUAGUGUGAAGCAAUCUUGUUUUUGUUUUACAAAGUUAGUUAUUAUUAUAGCUUACCAAAUUUUUCUCUUUAGAUGUAAAAGUGCUUUUCUCUAUUUUUUUUCUUAUGUUGGUGAUAUAUUGCAAUUCCCACAAGUAAUUUCCACCUCAUACUUUUUGUUGUUCUUGUCUUACAUUUAAAGUUGGUGAAUACAUACAGUUUGCUGUUUUUGGUUAAAUUAUAUAUGGGAUUUGUGCAAUGUGAUUCAGCUUAGAGGAAUUAUAAUAUUAUCAUACAUGAAUGUGACAUUAAUUAUAUAGCAUAGAUGACUGUAUUUUUGUAUGGGUAAUUUUAAAAUGAAGACAGAGAUACAACUGAAGUCUUACCUUUAAAACACAUUGCAGGUAACAAUGACAUCUUAAUUGUCCACAUUGUCUUCCCAUCUCUCACUACACAUGCCAGCAGUUCAUCAAUAUAGUUGUUCCUAAGGAAGACUAUGGACUUGUCUUCAAUUCAUUCACUUUAAGUAAAUCUUGCAUCCACCAAGCUCUUCCUCUAGUAGGACCCAGACAAGCGCGUCAUUUGAUGUAAGAUCAAGGCCAUAGGGUGAAUGCAUAAGAAUCAUAAACCCCCAGACCUUGGAUGGUGUCAUCUGUUGCCCUGUGCUGGUUUUGGAUAGGGAUGAUUGUACUACAAGAUCCUUUUCCUUAGCGAUCCACAAUGUCUGCUCCUAAUGGCUUUGUUGAACUAUAUGAAUUUUAAAUUUGUCUUUAUUGACUAAAGCUCCUCGGGGGUUAUAAUCGGUCAAUGUACCCAUGUUCAUGCACCAAAAGACUGUCAGCAUUUUUUUUUUACUCUGAUUUUCAUUAUACUAGUAAUGUGAUAUUAUUUUUAUUUCAUAUACAUUAUUGUUAGUGAUAGUUUAUUAAAUGAUAUCGUGGCCAGUAGAGAAAGCUUUGACUUUUUUAUGAUAUGUUUACUUAAAAUAUGACAUAAUUUGCUUUCAGAUGUACAGUUCUUAUGUUUAUGCUUAGGGAAUAUUUAUAUUAAGAUAAAUGUAAUUUAAGAAUAGAUCUCAGUUGCCUACACUAAGUGUAAGCUUAGUUACUACACCCACAGCAACACAGAGAGUAGGGACUGAUUUAUGAAAGCUGCACAAGCAUGACAAGAAACCUCUUGAUUGUAUCUACAGUACUACACAUAUUGUACUUGGGAAAUAAGUAAUUUAUAACAAAAAUUAAAUAUAAAAAAACAAGGACAGGAUUAGUUUCUUUGUAAAGAAAAUGUAAAAAAAGCUAAGGUUGUGAUAAAGCUGAAUAGUGAUAAUUAUGAAACUACAGCAUUGUGAUGACAGUUUUUCAAAUGUUUUCAAUCUUUUAUUUUAUAUACAUUAAAAUUAGCUUUAAGUUGAUAUAAUGUCUUGUGACCUGUUAGCAUUACCCUAUGAUAAUGAGAUGGAGGCUGAAAGACAUACUCAGGAUAACUAUUCACUUGUAUGAUAUUUUCUAUGAGGUUCAUGACCAUGUUCGUGUUCUGUGAUGUAAAAAACUGUUCAAGAAUACAUUCAGAAGUAAUAUUUACUUGUCUGAGCUGUACAGUUAACAUUCACUGGAUGAAUGCUGAACUUGCCAUGUAUACAAAAUUGUAUUUUUGACAAAGUACAAAUAUAAAAAGUCAUCUUCAUC
This is a messenger RNA of Procambarus clarkii (red swamp crayfish), 4320 nucleotides long. RefSeq names its product sterol O-acyltransferase 1. The record is from RefSeq and is a predicted model, not a curated record. Gene Ontology annotation, biological process: cholesterol metabolic process. NCBI's taxonomy places the organism in Eukaryota, Metazoa, Arthropoda, Malacostraca, Decapoda, Cambaridae. Gene Ontology annotation, cellular component: endoplasmic reticulum membrane.